AUGAAUUAAAGUAAUAUCAGCAAUAAUUAGAGAAGAAUAACAUUUAGUUCUCACUUACCAUAAGUUAAAAACGAUGCAAAUCUAAGCGAACCUGAGGAAAAAUUUACAGAAUUAGAAGAAAAGUUUAUUUAAGUCAUAAAGGAAAAAUUCGCAAAGAUGAAAAAAGAAAAAAAAGAACAAAAGGAUUUAAUGAUAUAGGGAAGAUUUUAAAUAUUUUUAAAAAGUAAAGACUUUUUAAGGUUGAUAGUUUCAAUAUAUGACUACUGUACUGAUUUGAAUAAAAUAGAAAAAAAACAUAGUAUUUUAGAGGAGGAAGCAAAAGAUAGGAUUAACGCUCCACCUUAACUGUUAGCUUCAGAAAUAUAAAGAAUUACAGCAAAAGCAAAAGAAUGUAGCAUAGCAUACAGUCUUGUCAUACUUCAUUGGGGAAAUCUUAGGGAUCGCAAUAAAGAUUAAAAUUUUUUUGAUAGUAUGAUAUAUAUUCUAGAGAGAAUUAUGGAAGAGUUUUUUGAUAGACAUGAUUAUAAGAAAGUUAAAGAAGAAAUUAAUAGAUUAUUUAGGACGAAUACUUUUAACAUGCAAAAAAGAAGACAUAUUGUAGAUGAAUAUAUUAAAAAAUUUCCUUAAAUGAAUGAUGCAGGAGAUCUAAAAAAAGAAAACCCUGAAAAAAUAAUAUAAAAGGUUGAAUAAAGAUUUAAUGUUCCAAAUUUAAAUAUAAAGUUAUAAAUGAAUGCUGAAAAGUCAGAAAUCAAGCCAAUGUUUAUUAAAAAUACUCCUUGUGGUUCAUAUAAUGCUAGAUCACCAUUAGUAGCUCUACUGUAUCCAUCAACAAAAGAAAAAAUGCAUAUAUAUGAUAAAGAUAGAAAGAAGAGAUAAAGUUCAAUAGGAGGUAGUAGAAUUUUAAAUGAGAAUGAGGUUUCUUUCAUGAUAAGACAUGACAGAUAUAAAUAAUAAAAUUUAUAAAAAGCUUAAAGGGGAAACUCGUUGUUAUCAAUGUCAUUUUUAUGA
Tetrahymena thermophila SB210 is the source of this 1008-nucleotide messenger RNA. RefSeq lists its product as hypothetical. Gene Ontology annotation, molecular function: phosphatase binding. The record is from RefSeq and is a predicted model, not a curated record. Lineage: Eukaryota; Ciliophora; Oligohymenophorea; Hymenostomatida; Tetrahymenidae. Gene Ontology annotation, biological process: negative regulation of phosphatase activity. The transcript has 9 exons.